Molecule: messenger RNA, 1314 nt
Organism: Symbiodinium necroappetens
Lineage: Eukaryota; Dinophyceae; Suessiales; Symbiodiniaceae
Source: the annotation of a GenBank genome assembly
AUGGGCUUCGAGCUUCUCGGGAAUGGCUUCUGCAUGGACUCCCAGAACAUCUACUACGACAGCUUCACCGCCUCCACGGGGGAGAACGGUUAUGAUGGGACCCUGGCCAUGUGCGAGAGCCGUUCUGCGUCGAAUCCUCAAUCUCCCGGCUUUGCCUUCAGCGACACAAACGCCUGCACCAUCUACAUGAACAAUGGGCAGGUGCCAAUAGGCUUCGAGGUUCCCAUCUCCGGCACUGUCACCACGAACUAUGGCAAUGGGCCCAUCAACAAAGCAUCCGGACAUUUUGCCAGUUCCUGCUAUCGCAAACUGCCUACCACGACUACAACCACAAGCACAGAGAGCGUGGCAACAAGCUCCUCCAGCUCCACCUCAACACCCUCGACGACCACGACGACCACGACGGCAGCCGCCCCUCAAGGUGUGAUGUCCAGCAGAUACACGGAGACCGCGGACGCAUACUGCUCCAAUGCCAUGGAUGAUGAUGAUCCAUCCAUCUUGUCCCGCUACGAUUCGUUCGAAAACUGCUGGGAAUACUGCGCGUCGGAGACCAGCUGUGCUGCAUGCUUUCAGCCUUGCUUAGAUGGAACAGGAGGCGGCUGUAUUGGCUCCCAAGGCUGCCAAUUUCUGGCCGUGUCCCUGUGCUCUGCCAAGACUGCAGAUGGUUGCGGAGCCAGAAUUUGGAGACGGUAUGGAAGCUCUGGAGAUCCGAUGUUGGCAGUGCGCAUUGUGCUCAUUGUCGUGGGUGCGAUCGUCUUGCUAGGCCGGAGAGAGAGAGAGAGAGAGAGAGAGAGAGAGAGAAGCCGCGAGUGGUUCAAGGCUCCGCCCCCCGAGAGAGAGAGAGGAGCCUCAACCCGGACCCGUGAGGGAGCUUCGAGGGUCCUCCGUGCCGUCAGAGGGGCCAUCGACCUGUACGGCAAGAGCGUAGCACUACACGACUUCCCCGUGAGGGUCCUCCGCUGCGACAUAGUCGAGAGUGCUCCCGGCCGUGAACCGCUGCUCUCCGAGGCGAGAGGGGGACAUUCAGGACCGCUACCACAUUGGCAUCGGCGGCCUACUCGCUGUCUUUGCCCAGGGAGCGACCCGGGACAACCAGAAGGGGAGACACAGAACGAGCCGGGAGAGGUCGUGAUACUACCCGCACCUCAUCAAGAAUGCAAGCCAUGCCUACGUCCGGAGGGGCAGCAGGCCCCAGCCACAUGGAAGGGGUGCAGGGGCCAGGACCCGCGCCGCCUGCAGUUGAAAUCCCCGACGACCCUCAGGACGAGCCGGGGUCCCCACAGAAAAGGGGGAGGAAAGCAGAGCAGCAGCUGA